AUGAGGAAAAGUGCUAAUGAAGCCUUUGAAUUACUUGAAGAAAUGGCCAUAACUAAUCAACAAUGGUCAACAGAGGGAGGCCCAACUAAAAAGGUUGCAGGUAUGCAAGAAGUUGAUGCAAUAACCAAGUUGACAGCCCAGGUGGAGGCAUUAACAAAGUUGGUGACUGCACAAGCCAAACAAGCUCAAGUUGUCUGCAAGUUGUGUGGAGGACCUCAUACUACUGACACCUGCCCUAUAGAUGUCGACAGUUUCCCAAUGGAGGAAGCCCACACCAUUGGAAACUAUCAGAAUAAUUAUGGUCGUCAGCAGAACUUCCAAAAGCAGUUUCCUAAUCAGCAACAACAAGGGUUUUAUCCUCAGCAAAGCCAACAUCAACAACAACAGGACUCUAGUAUAGGGUCUAAUCCUCAAUUGGACAUGUUGCUACAAUUCAUGACAGAGAUUAAGUCAUCCAUUAAGGUCUUGGAAAACAAAGUGGAGCAGUUGGCUUCUCAAAACACUAACAGGACUCAAGGUAACUUGCCUAGCACUACUAAAGUCAAUCCAAAGGAGAAUUGUAAUGCAAUUACCUUGAGAAGUGGUAAGACCUAUGAUGGGCAAAACAAAGACAAGCCAAAGGAGGAAGAUGAUGUAGAGACAACACCUACACCAGAGAAAGAGAAGACUACUGAUGGGCUUCCACAAAAAGAAACACCACCUGCAAUCAGCAUUGACCAUCACAUCAAAAUUCCUUAUCCUCAAAGACUUCACAAGAACAAGAUGGAUAAGCAGUUUUUGAAAUUCCUGGAAAUAUUCAAGAAACUGCAUAUCAACAUCCCAUUCAUAGAGGCUUUGGAACAGAUGCCAACUUAUCUAAAGUUCAUGAAAGAUAUCCUAUCUAAGAAAAGAAAGUUGGAAGAAUUUGAGAUGGUGGCACUUACUGAAGAGUGCAGUGCGGUCCUGCAAAAGAAACUACCACCCAAGCUAAAAGAUCCGGGUAGUUUCAACAUUCCAUGCUCAAUAGGGGGUUCGAUACAAACAAAAGCUUUAUGUGACUUGGGAGCCAGUAUCAACUUAAUGCCCCUAUCUAUGUUUAAAAGAUUAAAAUUAGGGGAAGACAAGCCCACAACAGUGACUUUACAGAUGCCAGAUCGUUCUUUGACUCAUCCUCGGGGUAUAAUUGAAGAUGUUUUGGUAAAAGUUGGUAAGUUCAUCUUCCCUGCUGAUUUCUUAAUACUUGACAUGGAGGAAGAUGAGAAUAUUCCUAUCAUCUUUGGAAGACCAUUCCUAGCAACGGGAAGAGCAUUAAUUGAUGUACAGAAGGGGGAGUUAAAGUUGCGUGUUCAAAAAGAAGAAGAGACUUUCAAGGUAUUUGCCGCAACUGAAAUUCCUACUUGUUGUCGAGUGUAA
Molecule: messenger RNA, 1392 nt
Organism: Cannabis sativa
Lineage: Eukaryota; Viridiplantae; Streptophyta; Magnoliopsida; Rosales; Cannabaceae
Exons: 1
Coding region: 1-1392 (463 amino acids)
Source: RefSeq, a predicted model, not a curated record